Messenger RNA from Chionomys nivalis (European snow vole), 1532 nucleotides. RefSeq names its product interleukin 17 receptor B (gene Il17rb). NCBI's taxonomy places the organism in Eukaryota, Metazoa, Chordata, Mammalia, Rodentia, Cricetidae. The record is from RefSeq and is a predicted model, not a curated record. Gene Ontology annotation, molecular function: interleukin-17 receptor activity. The coding region runs from base 1 to 1515 and encodes 504 amino acids. The transcript has 11 exons.
AUGUUGCUGGGGUUGUUGAGCCUGGUAGCAAUGUACAGGAGCGCCCUGCCCGGAGAGCCGACUGUUCAGUGUGGCUCUGAGCCUGGGCCAUCUCCAGAGUGGAUGGUGCAGCACAAUCUCACCCCAGGAGACUUGAGGAGCCUCCAAGUGGAACUUGUUCAAACUUGUUCAAAAAAGGAUUGCAAAAAAGAGGAUUUUUCAAUUUUGAUGAACAUAAGCUGGAUACUCCGGGCAGAUGCCAGCAUCCGCCUGUUGAAGGCCACCAAGAUCUGUGUGACUGGCAAAAGCAACAUGGAAUCGUACAACUGUGUGAGGUGCAACUAUACGGAGCCCUUCCAAAGGCAGACCAGACCUUCUGGAGGCCGAUGGACCUUCUCCUACGUGGGCUUUCCCGUGGAGCUGAGCACAGUCUAUUUCAUCGGGGCCCAUAACAUCCCCAAUGCUAACAUGAAUGAAGACAGUCCUUCUUUGUCUGUGAACUUCACCUCUCCAGGCUGCCUAAACAAUGUAAUGAAAUAUAAAAGGCGGUGCAUUGAGGCAGGAAGCCUGUGGGACCCAAAUAUCACUGCUUGUAAAAAGAAUGAGACGACGGUUGAAGUGAAUUUUACAACCAAUUCCCUUGGAGAAAGAUACAGGGUUAGCAUUCUACAAAACCAAAGACUAUUGAAUUCGUCUCAAGUGGUGGAGAAUAAACCGACACGGAGGUCUGUGGCCAUUUCGGUGGGCGAGGAAAGUGAAGGUACCGAGUUCGAGCUGAUACCGUAUUUCCACCCCUGUGAGCCUGACUGCAUUCGCCGCAGAGGACCGGUUGGGCUUUGUAUAGAGACAAGUGGUCCCUACCCUCCAGACAACAACAGAAGCAUGCUGGGAGGCUGGGUGCCCUUCAUCUUGGUGCUGCUGGUGGCUACAUGGGUGCUGGCAGUUGGGAUCUACCUAACUCGGAGGCAAGGCAGGAGCACGGAGACUUCCUUCCCCGCCGCCAGCAUGCUCCUGCCCCUCAUUAAGGUCCUGGUGGUUUACCCGUCUGAGGUAUGUUUCCAUCACACGGUCUGCCGCUUCACCGACUUUCUUCAGAACCACUGCAGAAGCGAGGUCAUCCUUGAAAAGUGGCAGAGGAAGAGAAUAGCUGAGAUGGGCCCAGUGCAGUGGCUCAGCGCGCAGAAGCAGGCGGCCGACAAGGUGGUCUUCCUUCUUUCCAGCGACACCCACGGUCUCUGCGGCAGUGCCUGCCGCCCCAACACAGGUGGCGCCAGUGAAAAAGCUCAGGACCUCUUCCCUCUGGCCUUUAACCUCUUCUGUAGUGAUUUCAGCACCCAGGCUCAUUUGCACAAAUACAUGGUGGUCUGUCUUGGAGGAGCCGACAUCAAGGGCGACUAUAACGCUCUGAGUGUCUGCCCCCAGUAUCGUCUCAUGAAGGACGCCACUGCCUUUCACACAGAACUCCUCAAAGCUCCACGAAACGUGCCAGUGAAGAAACGGUCACAAGCCUGCAGUGGCAGCUGCUCCCCGUUGUAGUCUAUGCAGGACAGGAA